Molecule: messenger RNA, 1521 nt
Organism: Penicillium roqueforti
Lineage: Eukaryota; Fungi; Ascomycota; Eurotiomycetes; Eurotiales; Aspergillaceae
Product: membrane insertase OXA1
Exons: 3
Coding region: 1-1521 (506 amino acids)
Biological process (GO): mitochondrial respiratory chain complex IV assembly; protein insertion into mitochondrial inner membrane from matrix
Cellular component (GO): mitochondrial inner membrane
Molecular function (GO): membrane insertase activity
Source: RefSeq, a predicted model, not a curated record
AUGAUGGGAUCUGUUGGCCUGAAAGGGUCCGGCGCAGCCGCUGCCCUUGCCCGUCAGAGAAUGACCGCCAUGUCCCGCUCCUCUAGAUCUAUGUCUACCUUGCGGUCACAAAGCCUGCGGUUCCCUAGCCAGCGGAGCCAAUUGAAAUCAGCACUAUCCGGCAGUGCUCCCUGGCGCAUGACACCAGCUGUUGUCGGCCCGGCCGCAAUCCGAUUCAAUUCCACCUCCUCUACCCACCCCGACGUACUCCCUGAAUAUGCUAUAGACGGCUCAUUGAAAAAUACGGUAGACAUGACUGAGAUUACCGCGAUCCCGGAGACCAUUGGAUAUCUCAAGGAGCUUGGGCUGGACUUCGGCUGGGGCUUCACGACGACAAUGCAAUGGCUUAUCGAGCACACUCACAUAUGGACCGGCUUGCCAUGGUGGGCUAGUAUCGUGGCCGUCGGUAUUUUGACUCGUGUGGCAAUGCUGAAGGCUGUCAUUGGCGCCUCCGAGAAUUCUACAAGAAUGACCAACGCCAAACCGGAGACUGAGCCCCUCCGGAAAAGGAUGUUUACUGCCACGACCGAUGGGAACCAGCAGGAAGCCCAGAUUUUGAGGGCCCAGAUCAACGAGAUCAACCAGAAGCACGGCAUUGUCACAUGGAAGUCAUUUAUUCCCAUGUUGCAAAUUCCACUUGGUUUCGGAUGUUUCCGAGUCGUGCGAGCAAUGACUACGUUGCCAGUGCCGGCCCUAGCCGCGGAACAAGUGGGAUGGCUUAAGGAUCUGACUGUUGCUGAUCCUACGUACAUCUUGCCUAUGAUGGCUGCAGGCACGCUGUGUCUGUCUCUGAGGAGAGGUGGUGAAUCCGGCGCUAUGCCCAUGAUGCAAACUGAAGCAGGAAAGUACAUCGUGUAUGGUUUCCCUGUCAUGUCUUUUGCCUUCAUGGCGUUCAUGCCGAGUGCCCUGCAGCUCUACUUUGUGGCAAGUGGUAUUUUCGGCCUAGGUCAAACUUAUUUGAUCAACUCGGAGGCCUUCCGGAAGUGGAUGCACCUGUCGAUCGCCCGGAGACCAUCCAAUGGACCGAAGUACUCGGCAGUUACCCAAAACACCGAAAGCAAGCCCCUUCGCAGGCUGCUGGAACGGCUUGAGAAGGAAAAAGCCGCGCAAGAGAAAGCACAAGAGAAAGCACGCAGCGAACUAGCUGCCUCCCCGGAACAAGGUGGGAAAAUCAGCUUGAUUGACCGCAUCUACAACAAAUUCGGCAAAGUCGGCACCAACUUCUCAAAGUCUGUCUCAGAAAGCAUUGGCACUUCAACGGUGGAGCAACGUCUCGCCAAGGACAAGAAGAAGCGCGCUGAUGAAUACGAACAACAGCGAAAAGACGAGGAUGAGCUCAUGCGGAAGGAGCGUAACGAACUCCGCCGCAAGGAGCACAUGCAAACCCUAGAGAACGAACGGGCCAAGGCAAGCAAGUCCUUGAAGAAUAGCCAGACGGCAGCUCGCAAACCCAACGGGCGGCGUGGCUCUCGCCGUGCUUGA